This is a messenger RNA of Necator americanus (New World hookworm), 633 nucleotides long. RefSeq lists its product as uncharacterized. The transcript is spliced from 6 exons. The record is from RefSeq and is a predicted model, not a curated record. Lineage: Eukaryota; Metazoa; Nematoda; Chromadorea; Rhabditida; Ancylostomatidae. Gene Ontology annotation, cellular component: box H/ACA snoRNP complex. Gene Ontology annotation, biological process: ribosome biogenesis; snoRNA guided rRNA pseudouridine synthesis. Gene Ontology annotation, molecular function: box H/ACA snoRNA binding. The coding region runs from base 1 to 633 and encodes 210 amino acids.
AUGCAAGUGCAACUCCCAAUAGCAGGGAAAGAAAUUGAAAAGCGACAACAUGCCUCGAGACAAAUCGAUGUCACCCUCAAACCGAAGAACCGAACACUCAUUAGGGUUCACUACUGUGGUUGGUCCUGCAACUCUUGCGCCGAUUACGAUAUGUCAUUUCGGGGAGGACGAGGUGGUGGGGGCGGUCGAGGAUUUCGUGGUAGUGGAAGAGGAGGUUUUCGAGGUGGUCGUGGUGGCGGUGGUGAUCGCGGCUACGAUCAGGGACCACCGGAAGAGGUUAUUGAAGUUGGAGAAUUCACACAUACGUGCGAAGAUGAUAUUGUUUGCAAAACCACUUGUGGAAAAAUUCCUUUCUUCAAUGCUCCUCUUUACUUCAAAGGUAAAGAAAAAGUGGGGAAAAUUGACGAAAUUUUUGGAAGUUUACUGGAUAAUGGUUUCUCUGUCACCUUGUCAGAUGGUGUUAAAGCUGCUUCGUUCAAGGUUGGACAGAAGCUCUAUAUCGAUCCAGCGAAACUCAUGCCUAUUGAAAGAUUUCUUCCGGGAGCUCCUCGCGGUGGACGUGGUCGGGGCGGGCGAGGCAGAGGAGGAGAUCGAUACCGUGGUGGCGAUCGUGGAGGUGUGAUUGUUGCUUAA